AGAAAGUCCGCGCGGUGAAACCGUAGCCAGUUCGGCUCCAGCCUGAAGCUUACGCCGCCACGUUGAAUGCAUAGCCGUUGGCAGUAAGUCGGCCUCGGUAGCACCACCAACACACACCGCCGCAUGGCAGUGGAUAACUGGCCAAUCGGGGAGAAGGCGUUGCCCCCGGAGGAAAAGGCUAGAUUGAAGACGGAGAGUGCACGCAUUCGAGCAUUAUGGUUUCCUAGUUUUGCGGACAGUGAGAUGGAGACGCGUUACGUUGCGACCAUGGUGCGUAAAUCCAUUCGAGCGAAGCUUAUGAGAACUUGGGUAAUUUUGAGUCUCGUUUGGUGUUGUAGCUUUUUCGGUCGAUUCGCGUAUCUUCGCGGUAUUGAGAUGAACAGUGCACGCGCAGCCAUCUUCGGCGCACAGGCUGUUCAAGCCAUUUGUGUCAAUACACUGGUCGUCCUCCAUUUCGCGCCAGAGCGGUUUUACAAAUAUAUUGAAUUGGAUUCGGUUGUAGCAGUAUUGUUUGUUACCAGUUCGAUCUGCGUUCAAUUUACAAACUCUUGGAGAGUCGGAUACAUGUUCGAAGGCGAUCCUGAUUCCUUGCUCCGGUUUUCUUCAGAGAAAUGCGAUGCUGGAUCGUCCGAUUCUUUGUUGUUGCUCUCACUACUUCUGCUUGGGAGUGUGGCCAUCACGGGCAUGCGGGUUCGCACCCGCUGCAGCUUGUUUGUUUCCGUCAGUGUUCCAUGCAUUUAUGCCACAUUCAGUUUCCCGUUGGGCAUGUCACCACACCAUACGUUCAGUGUAUUCGUACAUACUGCCAUGGUCACAACAUCGUUAGCCUUGUCAUGGACAAGCCAACGAAACAUCGAGGUUGAGCAUCGCAUAGACUGGAUGCGUACACUUUUGUUGGAGGAAGAGGUCCGGGCUCUGUCCCUUCCGACCGAAAUAGAUGAGAAAGCUCAUAUGAUUGAGCAAUUGCGUGUAGCGGUACAGGAAGACGAUGAACAUGCAAUAUUGGAGGCCCGGCGGGCGUUGUGCAAGAUCGGCUUGUCGAAUGACGAUGUUGAUGCCAAAGUUGCCGAGAUUCGCAAGUUACACAGCGAGAGGUUCGGGGUCAGUGCUGCGUACCUUCUGUCCGACGAGUUCGAGCAGCUGGCAGCCGAGCGCACAGGGUGCAUAGAUCCAACCUUUUACGAUUUGAAGGACUCAUUGUUUUUUGGGCCGAACGCGCUCGGGAGAGCAAAACCCUGCCCGCGUGAUGGCCUACCUGGCUGCGCAAUCAUAGACACGUUGCCACCCCAGCACCGGGGAUUUUGCACGCACUUCCUUUCGUGGACAUGGGGCUACAAGCUAAGCUCACUGCGGUCCGCGCUGGAAGGCUGGUUAGCGAGAUCCACUUUGAAUCCCGAGAAGGUGUUCUUUUGGAUGUGCUUCUUCGUGAACAACCAGCACCGGAUACUGGUGGGCCAGACAAGACGAGGGUCUGACAAUCUUGAACAGGCGUUUGAGUUCAACCUACGCCGCAUCGGAAAGGUAGUGGCCGUGCUCGAUACUUGGGAAGAGCCUUUGUACCUGACAAGGAUAUGGACAUUGUUUGAGCAGUUCACGGCGAUCAAUUUGGGGAUUGAGGUGGAAAUGGCGUUGCCCUUGGCAUCAGCUCACGCCUUGGUUGAGAAGAUUGAAGAGGGCAAGUCAGGAAUUCUCGCUGUCGUUCGGCAGUUCAGCAAAAUUGACUGCCAAUCUGCCACCGCUUGCGAUCCCCUCGAUGAGGCACGUGUCAAAGCACUCAUCCAGACCACUGUUGGUUUCGACGUCGUCGAAAACAAGAUCAAGGGUUUCUUGCUCUGUUGGGUAGCCUCUGCGGUGGAGAAGCGGUUCAACGAAUUGGUGCUCGGAGCGUCGAGCCAGCAGGCGGCUUUGAAAUUGAGGAAGCGGAAGAGCAACGUAAGCUCGCUCAUUAGUCAACACCUCGAGCCAGAGUUGCUUGAUAGCCGCCAUUGACGACACAUCGCACUUCAGCGCGCUAACACAUAGCAUCGUGCAUACUGCGCGAAAAAACCGUACGCGGGGCGGGAGAGGUGCUUCAGCGACCCAGCUUUUAAGGAGUGAGAGGACCACAGUUG
This is a messenger RNA of Prorocentrum cordatum, 2111 nucleotides long. Lineage: Eukaryota; Dinophyceae; Prorocentrales; Prorocentraceae. The record is from the annotation of a GenBank genome assembly.